Botrytis cinerea B05.10 is the source of this 1479-nucleotide messenger RNA. RefSeq lists its product as hypothetical. The record is from RefSeq and is a predicted model, not a curated record. The coding region runs from base 325 to 699 and encodes 124 amino acids. Gene Ontology annotation, molecular function: hydrolase activity, hydrolyzing O-glycosyl compounds. Lineage: Eukaryota; Fungi; Ascomycota; Leotiomycetes; Helotiales; Sclerotiniaceae. Gene Ontology annotation, biological process: glucan catabolic process. The transcript has 2 exons.
GAGUUUCAUCUCCGAUGAUCAAAUUAUUGACAUGUGAAUUCCCAUGAUAGUGGCAUGCUGAAGAGCCGCGCAAGAAGGACCGAAUGCUUGGUGCUGGUAUUGACGGUCCCUUGUAACUUUAUCUUAUGGAAUUUGGAUUGAAGCAAAUGAGCGAGUGUAUCAUAGCUAUCAUUUGAUCUUUUCGCGUUAUGGAUUAAAGCAUGGAGAGGGUGAAAGGAGGCAAAGAAAAUGUAUAUAAACCAUAGAUAUGGAACUUGAGAGGAUACGACUGAUCACCAUUCUUCUUACUUCUUGUAUAUAGCCCUCUUCUGUAUCCGGGUCAUCAUGAUGAACUCAAAAUCUUUCUUGUCGCUUGGAAUCUAUCUCCUUUCAAUCCUGACUACUAUAAAUGCUCAAUACUCCCUCGCGGCUACAUAUAACGCAGCCAACUUCUUCGAUGACUUCACAUUCUUUACUGCAGCUGAUCCAACAGAAGGCUAUGUGGUUUAUGAGCCACUCGUCGCUGCUGAAGAAGCCGGUCUAGUAUCGACAGAAAAUAAUCAGGUAUACUUAGGAGUGGAUCAUACGACACUUAAUCCGAGCGGAGGACGAGAAAGUGUGCGAUUAACCAGCAACCAAGCAUGGGGUGAAGGUAUGAAGACCAUCCACAUAGAUGGAAAGGAAGCUGACCAGAAAAGGCGUCUUCAUUGCAGAUAUUGAGCAUAUGCCCGGUGGCGUUUGUGGUAUAUGGCCUGCAUUUUGGAUGUUUGGUCCAAAUUGGCCAAAUAGUGGGUUAGUCUUCAUUGUCUGCAAGUUGGCAAUAAGAUUACUUAAAAAUAAAGCAGAGAAAUCGAUAUUAUCGAGGGAGUCAACCUUGGAACAACUAAUACGAUAACACUUCACACCGCCGCUGGCUGUACGGUGAGCAACGCCAAUUCACAAAGUGGAACGACCGCCUUAACGACAAACUGUAAUCAAGACAAUGCAGGCACUGGAUGCGGUGUUGCUACAUCGAACACCAAUAAUUACGGCACCGGCUUCAAUGCAAUUGGUGGUGGCGUUUAUGCAAUGCAAUGGGCUACCACUGGCAUUUAUGUCUGGUUUUGGCCUCGAGGUUCUAUUCCAGCUGAUAUUACUGCUAACGAUAUUGAUGUCAGCUCUUGGGGAACCCCCUUGGCAACCUUCAGUGGUAGUGGAUGCAAUUUUGACAAGUCUUUUGCAAGUCAAAAUAUCGUCUUUGACACCACGUUCUGCGGGGUGUGGGCAGGAGCUGUUUGGUCUUCAGGAUCUUGUGCUAGUGCAGCUUCGACUUGUCAAGCUUAUGUUGCGCAGAACCCCAGUGCAUUCACUAAUGCAUAUUGGUUGAUAAAUUAUGUUCAGGUUUGGCAGUAGAAGACGAUGGGAAUCGGCGGUUUUUAUUUGGAUGUGGAAGAUUUGAACGACUCUGCACAAAGUUUCCUGUAAAUACUAUUGUAAACAAUUUCAAUAUUUUCUUGGGCA